CAGGCGCCUCUACUCCAGGAUGGAGGCCUCGUGCCUGGAGCUGGCCCUGGAGGGUGAGCGGCUGUGCAAGGCGGGUGACUUCAAGGCAGGAGUGGCCUUCUUCGAGGCAGCCGUGCAGGUGGGCACAGAGGACCUGAAGACGCUGAGCGCCAUCUACAGCCAGCUGGGCAAUGCCUACUUCUACCUGAAGGAGCAUGGCCGCGCCCUGCAGUUCCACAGACAUGACCUGCUGCUGGCCCGGACCAUUGGUGACCGCAUUGGGGAGGCCAAGGCCAGUGGGAACCUGGGCAACACACUCAAGGUCCUGGGCAGAUUCGAUGAGGCUGUCGUCUGCUGCCAGCGGCACCUGGACAUUGCCCAGGAGCAGGGGGACAAGGUCGGGGAGGCCAGGGCACUGUACAACAUCGGCAACGUGUACCACGCCAAGGGCAAGCAGCUGUGCUGGAGCUCGGCGCAGGACCCCGGGCACCUGCCGCCCGACGUGCGCGAGACGCUGCGCAGGGCCUCGGAGUUCUACGAGAGGAACCUGUGCCUGGUGAAGGAGCUGGGUGACCGAGCGGCACAGGGCCGGGCUUAUGGCAACCUGGGCAACACGCAUUACCUUCUGGGCAACUUCACGGAGGCCACAGCCUUCCACAAGGAGCGCCUGGCCAUCGCUAAGGAGUUUGGGGACAAGGCGGCUGAGAGGAGGGCCUACAGCAACCUGGGCAAUGCGCACAUCUUCCUGGGGCGCUUUGACGUGGCUGCGGAGUACUAUAAGAAGACGCUGCAGCUGUCGCGGCAGCUGCGGGACCAGGCGGUGGAGGCGCAGGCCUGCUACAGCCUCGGCAACACCUACACGCUGCUGCGGGACCACGAGCGGGCGGCCGAGUUCCACCUGCGGCACCUGCUCAUUGCCCAGGAGCUGGCCGACAGGGUGGGUGAAGGCCGAGCAUGCUGGAGUCUAGGGAACACGUACCUGUCCAUGGGGAGCCCAGCGCAGGCCCUGACCUUCGCCAAGAAGCACCUGCAGAUCUCCCAGGAGCAGAUCGGGGACCGCAAUGGGGAGCUGACAGCCCGCAUGAACGUUGCCCAGCUGCAGUUGGCACUGGGCCCGCUGAGCAGCCCGGCUGCCAUAGAGAAGCCGGACCUGGCUGGCUAUGAGGCCCAAGGUGCCAGGCCCAAGAGGACACAGAGGCUGAGUGCGGAGGCCUGGGACCUGCUGCGGCUGCCCCCGGAGCGGGAACAAAAUGGAGAUGCCUGCCACAGUGCGGACUGGCGGGGUCCUGGCAGGGACUCACUGCCCCUCCCUGUGAGGAGCCGGAAGUACCAGGAAGGGUCAGACACUACCGAGAGGAGGCCUCGGGAGGGCAGCCGUUCCCCCCUGGACAGUGCCGACGUCUGUGUGCAGGUGCCCCGCACGAGCAUCCCAAGGGUCCCGUCCUCUGAUGAGGAGUGCUUCUUUGACCUGCUGAGUAAGUUCCAGAGCAGCCGCAUGGACGACCAGCGCUGCCCGCUGCAGGAAGGCCAGGCAGGGGCCGCCGAGGCCACGGCUGCUGCCUCGCUGGAGGAGAGGCUCGCCCAGCCCUCCGUGACGGCCUCCCCGCAGACAGAGGAGCUCUUCGACCUCAUCGCCAGCUCCCAGAGCCGCCGGCUAGAUGACCAGCGGGCCAGCGUGGGCAGCCUGCCCGGCCUGCGCAUCACACACAACAACGUGGGCCACCUCCGCGGUGACGGGGACCCCCAGGAGCCGGGGGACGAGUUCUUCAACAUGCUCAUCAAGUAUCAGUCCUCCAGGAUCAACGACCAGCGCUGCCCACCCCCUGACGUGCCGCCCCGGGGCCCCACCAUGCCAGACGAGGAUUUCUUCAGCCUCGUCCAGAGGGUGCAAGCCAAGCGCAUGGAUGAGCAGCGUGUGGCUCUCACCGGGAGCCAGGAGCAGGAGGCCAGUGGGCCACCCAAGCCCCCCCAGCAGUGCCAGCCAGGUGCCAGCUAAGGCCGUGCACCCCACCUCUGGAUGCUGGAGGGCACCCUCACCGCCCACACCGGCACAGCUCCCAGGCAGCCAUGGCUGAGGGCAGCUUCGAGCCCCUCAGCCCUUCCUGGAGAGCUGACGAUGGGCACAUGGCCCCUCCAGCAACCCCUCCCUCGGUCGUUCAGGCUUCCCACAGGCCCGGCCCGGCCCCGCCCCG
Messenger RNA from Fukomys damarensis (Damara mole-rat), 2171 nucleotides. It is a transcript of the gene Gpsm1, whose product is annotated as G protein signaling modulator 1. Gene Ontology annotation, molecular function: protein binding; GTPase regulator activity. The record is from RefSeq and is a predicted model, not a curated record. The transcript is spliced from 14 exons. NCBI's taxonomy places the organism in Eukaryota, Metazoa, Chordata, Mammalia, Rodentia, Bathyergidae. The coding region runs from base 20 to 1975 and encodes 651 amino acids.